ACAGGUAGACACUAUAGAGAAGAGAAGCUCCAGAGUGAGGAAGGCGAUUUUGGCGAGCAAGAUGUUUCUGCGUUACUCCCUUUGUUUGAUCUUCUUCUCUCUCAUUCUACUCCAAGGCUUUGCCAAGAAGACGGGAGACGUUUCAGAGUUGCAGAUCGGGGUCAAGUAUAAGCCAAAAACGUGUGAAAUUAAGGCUCACAAAGGUGAUAGGAUCAAGGUGCACUACAGGGGGAAACUUACUGAUGGAACUGUAUUCGAUUCAAGCUUUGAAAGGGGUGACCCGUUCGAGUUUGAAUUAGGAAGUGGUCAGGUUAUCAAAGGUUGGGAUCAAGGUUUGCUAGGUGCGUGUGUAGGAGAGAAGAGGAAGUUAAAGAUACCUGCAAAACUUGGAUAUGGGGAACAAGGCUCUCCGCCCACCAUCCCCGGUGGUGCAACGCUGAUAUUUGACACAGAGCUUAUUGCGGUAAAUGAAAAACCAACGGGUGGAGAAGAAGACGGAUAUGAAGAUGACGAGCUAUGAUGAUUCGACUUUCCAUUAUCCAACGCUUUUCUCUAGAUGAAACGAAGUAAACGGUCUAUGGGGCGUUUGUUUGUUUUAAUGUUUGGAUACUUUAGCUUCGCUUUAUAAAGUAAAGACUGCGAAGGAUUGUUGUGGCGACAUUUAACAUUUUCCUUGUACUACGUUGUCGUUUUGGCUCUGCUUUUGGAGUUGUUUUUUUUUUUUUUUUUUGUCAACCUGCUUUUGGAGUUGUUAACAAAUGAAACUUCGCCAAA
Molecule: messenger RNA, 774 nt
Organism: Eutrema salsugineum
Lineage: Eukaryota; Viridiplantae; Streptophyta; Magnoliopsida; Brassicales; Brassicaceae
Product: peptidyl-prolyl cis-trans isomerase FKBP15-2
Exons: 6
Coding region: 62-520 (152 amino acids)
Biological process (GO): protein peptidyl-prolyl isomerization
Molecular function (GO): peptidyl-prolyl cis-trans isomerase activity
Source: RefSeq, a predicted model, not a curated record